This is a messenger RNA of Penicillium canescens, 237 nucleotides long. RefSeq lists its product as uncharacterized. The record is from RefSeq and is a predicted model, not a curated record. Bases 1 to 237 code for a protein of 78 amino acids. The transcript has a single exon. NCBI's taxonomy places the organism in Eukaryota, Fungi, Ascomycota, Eurotiomycetes, Eurotiales, Aspergillaceae.
AUGGAAGAUGAACGCAUGGAACAGCAGAACCCCGAUACAGAACCUGAAUUAUUUAUCCCAGAAGCCGGGCACGCAGAAGAGGAAGAAUCAAUGCUUCUGUAUAUCCUGGCACUACCCAAAAUGGGUCUGAAAAGCCACAGACAAGACGUCUACUCCCCAGCGCUUACUGGGUAUCUAUAUGAACACAGCGAUUCAAGGCAAGUGAACGAUGCUAAUGGAGCAUUAGUUAUCGAUUGA